Messenger RNA from Indicator indicator, 1395 nucleotides. Its product is annotated as mothers against decapentaplegic homolog 2-like. Gene Ontology annotation, cellular component: heteromeric SMAD protein complex. The record is from RefSeq and is a predicted model, not a curated record. Bases 1 to 1395 code for a protein of 464 amino acids. Gene Ontology annotation, molecular function: I-SMAD binding; RNA polymerase II cis-regulatory region sequence-specific DNA binding; DNA-binding transcription factor activity, RNA polymerase II-specific. Lineage: Eukaryota; Metazoa; Chordata; Aves; Piciformes; Indicatoridae. Gene Ontology annotation, biological process: BMP signaling pathway; SMAD protein signal transduction; transforming growth factor beta receptor signaling pathway. The transcript is spliced from 11 exons.
AUGGAUAGCAUUCAAGGAUCACCUCCUCUGAGCCCAGGAGCAAUGCAUCCCAACAAGGAGAAAGCCUUCAAUGAUAAGGGCUCUAACCGUACCAUCCAAGUUGCAGAAGGCAAGGAGAGGGACUGCGAGAAUGAAGAUCUACCCACUGUAAGAGAAGACCAGGUUCAAGACCAUCUAAUGAACCUGAAGGUGCACAAGUCUAAGGACCUGACGAGAUCCAUCUGCAGCACUUGCUCUGAAAUUUUGGGACUGAGUACACCAAACACGAUAGAUCAGUGGGAUACAACAGGCCUUUACAGCUUCUCUGAACAAACCAGAUCUCUCGAUGGCCGUUUACAGGUAUCUCAUCGUAAAGGAUUACCACAUGUUAUUUACUGUCGUUUGUGGCGCUGGCCAGAUCUUCACAGUCACCAUGAACUUAAAGCAAUUGAAAACUGUGAAUAUGCUUUUAAUCUUAAAAAGGAUGAAGUAUGUAUAAACCCUUACCACUACCAGAGAGUGGAGACACCAGUCUUGCCUCCUGUACUAGUGCCACGGCACACUGAAAUUCUAAUGGAGCUUCCGCCUCUCGAUGACUAUACCCAUUCCAUUCCUGAAAACACUAACUUUCCAUCUGGAAUUGAACCACAGAGCAAUUACAUACCAGAAACACCACCUCCAGGAUAUAUCAGUGAAGAUGGAGAAACAAGUGACCAGCAGUUGAACCAAAGCAUGGAUACAGGAUCUCCAGCAGAGCUGUCUCCUAGUACUCUUUCCCCAGUUAAUCAUAGCUUGGACUUGCAACCAGUUACUUACUCGGAGCCUGCAUUUUGGUGUUCAAUAGCAUAUUAUGAAUUGAAUCAAAGAGUGGGAGAAACCUUCCAUGCAUCACAGCCUUCCCUGACUGUAGAUGGCUUUACAGAUCCAUCGAAUUCAGAACGAUUUUGUCUGGGUCUGCUUUCCAAUGUAAACAGAAAUGCUACAGUGGAAAUGACAAGGCGACACAUAGGAAGAGGAGUACGUCUUUAUUACAUUGGUGGAGAAGUCUUUGCUGAGUGCCUAAGCGAUAGUGCGAUUUUUGUCCAGAGCCCCAACUGUAAUCAAAGAUAUGGCUGGCAUCCUGCAACCGUGUGCAAAAUUCCACCAGGAUGCAAUCUAAAAAUCUUUAAUAACCAAGAAUUUGCUGCUCUUCUGGCUCAAUCUGUCAAUCAGGGUUUUGAAGCAGUUUAUCAGCUUACGAGAAUGUGUACCAUAAGAAUGAGUUUUGUUAAAGGAUGGGGAGCUGAAUACAGACGGCAAACAGUAACAAGCACUCCAUGCUGGAUUGAACUUCAUCUGAAUGGACCUCUACAAUGGUUGGACAAAGUAUUGACUCAGAUGGGCUCCCCUUCAGUGCGCUGCUCCAGCAUGUCAUAA